Messenger RNA from Parasteatoda tepidariorum (common house spider), 5531 nucleotides. RefSeq names its product dynamin. Lineage: Eukaryota; Metazoa; Arthropoda; Arachnida; Araneae; Theridiidae. The record is from RefSeq and is a predicted model, not a curated record. Gene Ontology annotation, cellular component: synapse; microtubule; plasma membrane. Gene Ontology annotation, biological process: receptor internalization; synaptic vesicle budding from presynaptic endocytic zone membrane. Gene Ontology annotation, molecular function: GTPase activity; microtubule binding; GTP binding.
AGCGCAUGCGGAUAAGAGCAUGUACCAACCACCGAGUGACCAUUGAUCUUUUCUCCGCCUCCUACAACAGCAGUAAUGCGUUAGAUAUUCACGGUAACAAAUGUUUGGUUGUGAAUUGCUAAUGGGAAUCGCUUGACCCAAGCAAAAUGAGUACUGGAAACGUUGGUAUGGAAGGUUUAAUUCCCAUAGUAAAUAAACUACAGGAUGCAUUUACUAAUCUUGGAGUCAAUUUGUCUCUUGAUUUGCCACAGAUAGCAGUCAUCGGGGGUCAGAGCGCAGGCAAAAGUAGUGUUUUGGAAAAUUUCGUUGGAAGGGAUUUUCUUCCACGAGGUUCUGGAAUUGUUACAAGACGACCUCUAGUAUUACAACUAAUUAAUUCUAACCAAGAACUUGGAGAGUUUCUUCAUGCUAGAGGUAAAAAAUUUACAGACUUUGAAGCGAUCCGGAAAGAAAUCGAAGAGGAAACGGACCGAAUGACUGGUUCUAAUAAAGGGAUUUCUAAUGCUCCUAUAAAUUUACGAGUAUAUUCUCCUAAUGUUCUGAAUUUGACCCUCAUAGAUUUGCCAGGUAUGACAAGGGUGCCAGUUGGGGAUCAACCAGCUGAUAUUGAACAACAAAUUAGAGAUAUGCUUCUAACGUACAUCAAGCGGGAAACUUGUCUGAUUUUGGCUGUGACUGCAGCUAAUCAAGAUUUAGCUACAUCAGAUGCAUUGAAGCUUGCAAAAGAAGUUGAUCCUGAAGGCUUACGUACAAUUGGUGUCAUUACUAAAUUGGAUCUGAUGGAUGAGGGAACUGAUGCAAAAGAUAUUUUAGAAAAUAAAUUACUUCCCUUAAGAAGAGGUUAUAUAGGUGUUGUGAAUCGUAGCCAACGUGAUAUUGAAGGGAAAAAAGAUAUUAGAGCUGCUCUUGAAGCUGAAAGAAAAUUCUUUUUAGGUCACCCAAGUUAUAGGCAUAUGGCAGAUCGUAUGGGGACACCACAUCUUCAACAGGUUUUGAAUCAGCAAUUGACUAAUCACAUAAGAGAUACCCUACCUGCUUUGCGAGAUAAGAUGCAGCGGCAAAUGUUGUCCAUGGAGAAAGACGUUGAGGAGUAUAAACAUUUUCAUCCAGAUGAUCCUUCCCGAAAAACAAAAGCUAUGUUACAAAUGAUUCAACAACUGCAGACAGAUUUUGAACGAAAUAUUGAGGGUUCUGGUAGUGCAUCUAUCAACACUAGUGAGCUGUCUGGUGGUGCUAGAAUUAAUCGAUUAUUUCAUGAAAGAUUUCCUUUUGAAUUAGUGAAGAUGGAGUUUGAUGAAAAAGAAUUAAGAAGAGAGAUUGCUUUUGCCAUUAGAAACAUUCAUGGCAUAAGAGUUGGCCUUUUUACCCCUGACAUGGCUUUUGAAGCCAUUGUAAAAAAGCAAAUUGCAAAACUAAAGGAACCAGCUUUGAAAUGUGUUGAUCUUGUCGUUACUGAAUUGGGAAAUGUUGUGAGAAAGUGCACAGAAAAGAUGAAUAGGUAUCCACGCUUGAGAGAAGAAACAGAGAGAAUCAUUACAUGUUUCAUCAGAGAGCGAGAGCAGAAGACAAAAGAGCAGCUUAUCUUAUUAGUUGAGGUGGAAUUGGCUUAUAUGAACACCAAUCAUGAAGAUUUUAUUGGCUUUACCAAUAACUUUUCCAGUGCUCAACAAACUGCCGAAGCUAAUACUGGCAAAAGAAAACUUGGUAAUCAAGUUAUACGCAAAGGGUGGAUGUGUAUUCACAACUUAGGAAUAAUGAAAGGUGGUUCUCGAGACUAUUGGUUCGUGCUUACUUCAGAAACAUUGUCAUGGUUUAAAGAUGAGGAGGAAAAAGAAAAGAAAUAUAUGCUGCAGCUUGAUGGCUUACAAGUGAAAGAUAUUGAAUCCGGAUUCAUGUCAAAACGUCAUACUUUUGCCUUAUUUAAUCCAGAAAAUAGCAGAAAUGUCUACAAGGAUUAUAAGCAGUUGGAGUUAUCAUGUGAAAGUUUAGAAGAGGUGGAUAGUUGGAAGGCUUCUUUACUUCGAGCUGGGGUAUACCCUGAAAGAACCACUUCCGAAGUCACUAACGGAGAUGAAGGUGCUUCUGAAGGGACCACUUCCAUGGAUCCCCAGUUGGAAAGACAAGUUGAAACUAUUCGCAACCUUGUAGAUUCUUACAUGAAAAUCAUUACCAAAACAUUCCGUGAUCUCGUACCAAAAAUUCUUAUGCAUUUGACGAUUAAUGCUGCAAAAGAUUUUAUUUAUUCGGAGUUGCUUGCUAGUCUAUAUUCUGCCGGUGAUCAGAGUUCAUUAAUGGAAGAGUCAGCUGAAGAAGCUCACAAGAGAGAAGAACUGUUAAGAAUGUACCAUGCCUGUAAAGAAGCCUUAAAUAUUAUAGGAGAUGUUUCUAUGCACACUUCAUAUUCUCCGAUGCCACCCCCAGUCAAAGAUGAUUGGCUGAAGGUGUCCACCCCAGAUUCUCCUAGACCUUCUUCGCCUUCUCCCGGUGGUAGUCGGAGAAAUCCCACAGGUGGGCGAGCACCUCCACCUCCUCCACUCAGUAAUCGUCAACCACCAGGACCUCCGGCAGGGGCCAAUCGGAUGAAUCCCCCUUCAGCACCUCCUCGACCUGGAGGCGGAAGUUUGCCUCCACCUAUCCUACCAUCGCGGCCUGUCCCACUCAUCCCACCACGCAUUCCUGACCGGCCACUCAGCUCACACGCCAAGCCAAAUUAAAAAUAACCCUCAGUGAUAGUUUUAUUUCUUAUUGUCCAACUGCGACCCUCUUUUAGUUUGCUGUAUAGGUAAUAUAUUUUCAAGUGAAUUUGGACUAAAUCUGAAGUUCCUAGAAAUCUUUUCAGUAGAUGAUUUUUGAAGUCAGAAACUCAGUUUUAUGAAGCAUAAAAUACUUCUUUUUCUCACACUUAUUAAGUUUGAAUUAUUCAUUUUAACUCAUGUUAUAAAUAAAUAUUAUUGGUAAUUGCAUAUCAAUUUUGAUAGCAUUAGACCAAUACAGGUUGUUAUAAACUGUUACAGUUUCAAAAUAGUGUCCUGUGAGAUCUGUAAUUUUGUUGUUUCAUUUUAUGUUGGAUGUGCCAAAAGAGAAAAAUACGUUUUUUUUAAUUGAAAUGUUGGAUGAUUAAAAGCAAUAUAGGGUUUUCCAUAACUAUACUUAAAAUUUAAUUUUAGUUGCAUCAUGACUUAAACUUACAUCAUAUUUUAUAAUUUUUUAUAUAUAUAUAUAUAUAAAAGAAAAAUACUUUUUCUUGUAAUUAAAUAUAUUCACAGCUUAUAUAUAUUUCAUUAACUUAAUUUACCUAAAAUACUUUACUUUUAUAAUACACUUUGUAUUAGAAUACACGUUAUUAAACAUAAUGUGUAUUUUGACUCAAAAUGUCAUUUUAGUAAAAAUAGUUAUGAACCAUGUUUAAUGAUUUUUUUUUUCAAAAUUAAGUUGCAUCGCAUGACUUAAUCUAUAUAUUUUAUAAAAUAUAUAUUUCAUUAACCAUUCAAACAGUUGUUUUACUUUUAACUGCCCCAAUAUGCUUUUUUUUUUAAUUGCACUUCAUAUUAAAAGGCACAUUAUUAAAAGUAAUAGUGUGUAUUUUGACUCUUGAGUGUCAUUAGUAAAAAUAGUUAUAAAUCACUUGAUUAUUUAUUACUUCACUUUUUGUUACAUGUGCUAUAUAUUUAUUUAAAUAUAAUUUAUCACAUUUAAAAAUUAAACUUGUACCUAUUUCUUGUGUAAUAUAGCUUCAUUUAUAAUUAUUCAAAAUAAUUUAUGUUAAAAACUUUUUUUUUUUACUAUUUGAUUAAUUCAAAAAUUUUAAAAUUUGCCCCUUAACAAAUGGAAUAUUUAAGAGCAGCUAUGCAUACUCUAUUAAUUAAAAAGAUUUUGUCAUUGUAGUACCAAAACGCAUAUUAUUUUAAAUAUUCAAUUCAGAUACUUUUUUAAUUGAAAAUAUUAAUUAAUGCUAAAUGAUUAUAAUUAGCUCUCAGUUUUUUAGACAUAUUGCAAUGUUUUUAUGUAUGUGUUUGAUGUGUUUACAAUCACUUUUUUUCCACAUUACUCCUAGUCAUAAAAUAAACUUAUUCAUUCAUACUUAUUUUUUGUCAUUGUCAUCUUUAAAAUUCAGUAAAUAUUAAUUCAUUUUAUGCUGAAACAAUCAAAUUAGUAUCGGCUUUUAGGUCCAUUUCUGCUUAACUUUAAUUACUAUUUUGUAAAAAAAAAAAACUUUUAUAAGAAAUAAUGUAAUAAUUUUUAACUGCUUUUUUAUAGUUACGUUAGAUUUAAAUCAUCAAUGGAAUCUUUUCUGCACUUUAUUUAAUUUAUUGCAAAGUUGCUUGUAUUAAGAUGUAAACAUUCCAUUGUUGUUUUUCUAAGCUGAAAAGAUUUUGUUAAUUUAUUAUUUAUUGAUAGCAAUUCUAAUGCCGUGUUCUGGAGUAAUGCAUGACUUUUUAUGCUUAUUUAUUUAAUUUUGAUAUUGUUAUGAAUUAAGUGUUUUUUGUUGAUUGUUAGAAAUUUGUUACUUGUUAUUAUGUGAUUUGCCAUUUGAUUGCUGUAUUUCUUAAAAAUGCUUUAUUUUUUAUGAUGUAUACAAUUUUGGACAUGAAAUUGUGCUUGUGAAAAUGUUUACUCUUUUUUUUUUGUACAUUUUGAAGUAAAAUAUUAUUUUAAGCAGUUACUAUUAAGUUCGACUGAACUAGACCUCUUUCUCUAAAAGUGGAAUCUGAAAAAAAAUUUCUAGUCUAUUAGCUAAGGAUGAAACUUUAUUUUGUAAGUAAUUAUUAAUAUUCGUUACAAAAUAUUCAAUAAAAUAAAAAUUUAUUCAGAACUACUUAAGUUUGAAAAACUUAUAUAUUAUAUAAAACUUAUAUCAAGCUUAGUUGACAAAAUUAAUAGAUUUCUUUAUCAAAAUAAAAAUUAAGUGCACUAACUUCUCUGCAUGUUCAUGAUUAACUUUUUAUUAAUAAAAAAAUGAAUUAAUUUAAAUUAAAACUGUAUUGUUAACUUUACUUAUACCUGCUUCACCCUUUUUGAUACUCAAUAUAUUUCUCUUUCGGAAUGUUUAUAAGUUUAAAUAAAUUAAUUUAAUUAACUUUUUUAAUUCAAUUUAAUUUUUAAGUAAACAGAAGUCUAAGGAAAUAACAUAUAGAAUUCUUAAUCCAUUCCAUCUUUUUUAUUAUAAAGAAAAUAAGGUUGCAGGUAAACCUUUCUUUCUUUAGAUGUAUAUUUUUCUAUUAGAAUAUUGAAUUUUAUAUUUUUACAUUUUACACCUUUUAAUAGCAAUUGUAUAAUUUGUUGCUUUCUCUUGCGUUGCUGCAAUCAAUUAUUUCUUCCCUCCUCCUGCAGGCCAGCUAUCAUACAAGUAUCGUUCUGUACAGAAAUUUAUAAACAAUAAGAUAUAUACAAAAAUGUAUACAUAAUCAAUGUGCUAGCCUGUUGAAUGUAUUAUUUUAAAAUGUGUGUGCAAUAAAUUAUUUUACAGUUCUUGUUUGUUAUUAAAAGAAUGUAACCAAAAAUUAUUAAAAUUAAAUUGUAAAUACCUUAAA